Messenger RNA from Stereum hirsutum FP-91666 SS1, 2018 nucleotides. Its product is annotated as Pentulose kinase. Gene Ontology annotation, molecular function: phosphotransferase activity, alcohol group as acceptor; kinase activity. The coding region runs from base 71 to 1864 and encodes 597 amino acids. NCBI's taxonomy places the organism in Eukaryota, Fungi, Basidiomycota, Agaricomycetes, Russulales, Stereaceae. The transcript has 9 exons. Gene Ontology annotation, biological process: carbohydrate metabolic process. The record is from RefSeq and is a predicted model, not a curated record.
AUCAGAUCCUUGCCCCACCGUCUGUAUCAUACUUCGUCAACGCCGACCACGACAACGCUGACUACGAAUCAUGGCUGAAAACUACUACAUCGGGAUCGACGUCGGUACAGGCUCUGCGCGUGCUGGUCUCGUCAAAUCAGACGGUACUCUAGUCGCAUCCUCUACCCAGGACACUCAGACAUGGCGGGAUCAUCAGGACCACCGCAUCUUCGAGCAAUCUACCACGGACGUCUGGAAGGGCAUUGCUACUGCUAUCCGUACUGUUCUCUCAGAGUCCAAAGUCUCUCCGAAGGAUGUGAAGGGCUUAGGCUUCGACGCAACCUGCUCGCUUGCAGUGACAGACUUCGAUGGGGAGCCCAUCAGCGUCACGAAGGGAGAGCCUCUGGGAAAAAAGGGAGAGAGAAACAUCAUUCUGUGGGCUGAUCAUCGAGCGGAGAAGGAGGCAGAGCUUAUCAACAGUAAACAUUCUGUUCCGCUAGACUUUGUCGGCGGAACAAUGAGCUUGGAGAUGGAGAUCCCCAAGGUUCUCUGGCUCAAAAACAACAUGUCUCCCUCCGACUUUGACAAAUGUCAAUUUUUCGAUCUCCCUGACUGGCUCACAUACCGCGCCACAGGCCUCCCCGCACGCUCCGUCUGCUCCCUCACCUGCAAAUGCUCUUACGUGCCCUCCAAGGGUGGAUGGCAAUCCGAGUUCCUCGACCGCAUCGGAUUGCAGCAACUGCACGAGAACGGGUACAAGCAGCUGGGUGCAACGAGGACGGCACAUGACGCUGAGGCAGCUCAGGCAGGGGAAACCUUCGGAACACAAAAGGAGGACGUAUUGACUGCUGGAACGCCCGUCGGGAAAGGGCUGUCGAAAAAGGCGGCAGAGGAGCUGGGUUUGGUGGAGGGCACGCCCGUUGGAAGCGGGGUUAUUGAUGCGUAUGCCGGAUGGCUCGGAACAGUUGCCGCUCGCCAUGAAGAGAAUGGGAAAUUGUCAGAGCUCGUCUCGUUCGAAGAGUCUGGACACCGACUGGCGGCCUGUGCUGGAACCAGCACCUGUCACAUCGUCCAGAGUCCCGAAGGCGUGUUUGUCAAGGGCGUAUGGGGCCCUUACAAGGGUCCCGUCUUCCCCGGUUGGUGGAUGAACGAAGGCGGGCAGUCCUCUACGGGCCAGCUCAUUGACUUCAUGAUCACCACCCACCCGGCCUACCCUCAACUCAAAGAACUUGCCGAGCAACGUAAAACGAAUAUUCAUCAAGUUCUUCGCGAUACCCUCGAAGAGAUCAGGAAAGCUGAGGGUGCAGAAUCGUUCACCGAGGUGAUCAAGGACAUCCACUUCUACCCAGAUUUACACGGCAACCGUUCUCCCAUCGCUGAUCCCCGCAUGCGCGGUUCCAUGAUGGGUCUUGCCCUCGACGCGACCCUACACGACCUAGCUCGCAAAUACGCCGUCACUCUCGAAGCCAUCGCCCUCCAGACUCAACACAUUCUCACCCAAAUGAAUGCCUCAGGCCACUCCAUAAACUCCAUCUACAUGUCAGGCUCUCAAGCCCAAAACGCCUUCCUCAUGUCCCUCCUCGCCAACGCUUGCUCCGUUCCUGUUAUCCUCCCGCACUCUUACUCCGCCGCCGUCGUGCUUGGCGCGGCGAUGCUCGGUCGUUUCGCAGCGGAGUAUGCGAGCGGCAAGAAGUUCAAGGACGAGAAGGAGCACUGUGAGAGGCUUUGGGGCAUCAUGGUGGCGAUGACGCCGAAGGGAAGUAUCGUGAAGCCAGAGGCGUCGAAGAAGGACAGGAAGAUUUUAGACGCGAAGUACAAGAUCUUCUUGGAGAGUAUUGAUAUCCAAAAGAGAUGGAGGAAGGAGAUGGAGGAUGCGGCGAAGUGAAGCAUGAAGUUGAUUUUUCCCUGCAGCAACAGAUAGACAAGCGGGCAGCAUAGAUUGAACGAAUCCAAAAUGUAUCGACAUGUAUUCUUGCGUUGACUCCGAGACGGUAGAUCGUCAAAUAGAUGCGGCUUAUUCCAUCUCAAGACGGGUACGG